Messenger RNA from Mizuhopecten yessoensis (Yesso scallop), 3754 nucleotides. Its product is annotated as ubiquitin-like modifier-activating enzyme 5. The transcript is spliced from 11 exons. Bases 7 to 1056 code for a protein of 349 amino acids. NCBI's taxonomy places the organism in Eukaryota, Metazoa, Mollusca, Bivalvia, Pectinida, Pectinidae. The record is from RefSeq and is a predicted model, not a curated record. Gene Ontology annotation, cellular component: cytosol; cytoplasm. Gene Ontology annotation, molecular function: UFM1 activating enzyme activity. Gene Ontology annotation, biological process: protein ufmylation.
CGGCUGAUGGCAUUGAAGAGAAUGGGAAUUGUCGAUAACUAUGAGAAAAUCCGGGAAUACACCGUUGCGGUUGUUGGAGUUGGUGGAGUAGGAAGUGUAACUGCAGAGAUGUUGACUAGGUGUGGUAUUGGAAAGUUGUUGCUGUUUGAUUAUGAUAAAGUGGAGCUGGCCAACAUGAACCGACUAUUUUACCAGCCACAUCAAUCUGGAAUGAGUAAAGUAGAGGCUGCUGAGAAGACACUCAAGGAGAUAAACCCUGAUGUUGAGUUUGAGGUGUACAAUUAUAACAUCACCACCAUGGAAAACUUUGACCACUUCAUGGACAGAAUCAAGAAUGGUGGCAUGAAGGAAAACACUCCUGUAGAACUUGUACUCAGCUGUGUGGAUAACUUUGAGGCCCGUAUGGCCAUCAAUACCGCUUGUAAUGAGAUAGGUCAGUCUUGGUUCGAGUCCGGGGUCAGUGAGAACGCUGUGUCAGGACACAUACAGUUCAUCAUACCGGGGGAAACAUCAUGCUUUGCUUGUGCCCCUCCCCUAGUGGUGGCCACUAAGACAGAUGAGAGAACGCUGAAGAGAGAAGGUGUGUGUGCGGCCAGUCUUCCCACAACAAUGGCUGUAGUGGCAGGCUUCCUAGUCCAAAACACGCUCAAAUAUUUAUUGAAAUUUGGUGAGGUGUCAUACUAUCUCGGAUACAAUGCCCUCCAGGAUUUCUUCCCAAAGUACGCCAUGAAACCUAACCCCCAGUGUGAAGACCGUUUCUGCUGCAAACAACAAAUCAGCUUCAAGGAAAGAGAGGCAUUGAAGCCAAAGGUUGAAGCUGUAGAAGAGAAGGAGGAAGAGGUCGUACACGAUGACAAUCCUUUUGAAAUUGAACUUGUAUCAGAAAUGACAGAGGAAGAAUCAAAGGCAGCAGAAGGCGAGACUCCCGAGCUCACGGAGGGUCUCCGACUAGCUUACACUACACCAAGUCAAAAUACACAGGAGGACGCAUCAGCUUCCAUAGAGAAUACAGAAAAGAGCAUAGAGGAACUAAUGAAAGAGAUGAAAGGGUUAUGAUACGGCUAAUAUGAUCUAGGACAAUAUUUAUAAUAAUCUGAUGAGGUCGGGGAGGAUAUGCCAGAACAGAUCUUAACAUGCGUCAAGGCCGACCAUGCUUGUGUUGUAAUAAAUUGCUGCCAUUUCCAAGCCACAGUUCAGUGUCCACAUGUUGGACAUUUUAAUUAUCACAGUACAUAUGUGAUGGAAUGGUUAGUGACUUUUCCAAGCCAGUUUUAUUUCCACAUUGUCGUCAUUUUAAUUUUGACAAACAGUACAAAAUGUAAUGAAAUAGUAAGUGCCAUUUUAGUUGAGCUGUCAUAUGGCUUACUAAGAUAGUAAAGUAACUGUAUUGAAGUUCUACUAAUUAAGGACGUAAAAAGCUAACCAAUAUUUUAAUUAAUAGUUAAAACAAUUAUUAAUAAGAAUAGUUAUAUCUUGUGUUGUUGCCAUGAAUCACUAAUUAAUUCUUUAAAUAUUCCUGCAACGUAUGUUGCGUAAAUAUUCCACCUAUUUUUAAUAUGAAUCUGUAAUUAUUGGGGAACAAUGACUCCUGUUCUAACAAAACAAUGUUUUUAAAUGCCAUUCUCUAAGCUGUUUCAGUAUGUUAAAAAUUGAGAGAUUUAAUAGGAAAAAAAUAAAGAAAAUCUGAUGAUUACAAACGUUGAUGAAAAAAAUGUUGGUGGUCCUCUAAAAGGAAGAGACAUAGCAAGUGUACCAGUGAGCCGCUUAAUUAUAAAGUACAACUUUUGCUAUUGUCAUCUCCCUGUCUAGUGUAAUCUAGUCUUUCUAGUCAUAUUACAUAUUGCUGCACUUCUUUCUCAUGUAUCUUUGAUAAGUGUGUAAGCCUGUAUCCCUGUAUUGUUUUCAACAAAUGGUGCAUUUUGGGGGAAAAUGAGAGAAAAUUGCAAUAGAUCUGAGAUUAAGAUCUGUGUACUUGUCUGAUGACUCGUUGCCAUUCUUCUUUAAUCAGUAAAAUGUCUAUCUAUCUCUGCUGGAACAACAGCAAGAUUUAAUGCUGGCCCCCUCCUUAUUUUUCUGCUUUUCUUCAUUGUGUAACAUCACAUCAGCUGUUCUGGUUAGCCCUCCUCUACUGGGUCGCAGGUUCAAGGCCUGCAUGGGACAUUCGCCAGGUGCUGGCCGCAGGUCGGUGUUUUUCCCCCAGGUUACUCCUGUUGUCCUCUAUCACAAAUACCUGGCUGAUCCUUAACUGAUCACAGCUGUUAAUAGGACAUAAAGCAUGAAAGAAAAUCAAACCAAACCAGCUGCUCUGUGUCGACGUUGUUGCAUACAUUUCAUUGUUUCUCUGCUCUGUGAGAUUGACAACUGGAUCUUAGAGAGUGUGUGAGGAAGUGUAAAUAGUAGGGGUUUUGUAUGAGUGAGAUUUCUCACUAUCACUCAAACCAACUGCCCAUAUUUGUCUAUAUUCAUCUAUUGACAAUUUAUUUGUGUCUGUGGUGGGUUAAUAUAAGGGCAUUCAUAUUUUAGUUCCCUAACGGUACUAUCACAGAGAACUAAAAGGUUUACGCAGGUCCGUCAAUCCAUACUAUUGAUCAGUCGGUUUGGGUCGUAUUUCAUAUACUCUGUCAUUUACGAUUGCCAAAGUUUGCAUGCAAGUAUUUCUUCAGAUAAAUUACUAAAUUGUGUAUGUAUGUACAUGUACAUCUUAGGAUAGUAAAGUGUAGCACACCGGAAUAAUUCCCCUUGUUACACUCUAUAACACUAGACAGCUUAAUAGCCCACUGAACAUAUGUGAUAUCAAAGUUUGUAGGGAGGUGGGGAAUGAUGUAUUUGCUCUCAAUACUUAGUUCAAGAUUGUUUUGCUGAUGAGAGAAGUGUUCUUCCUUUGCUCAGAAUGUAGAUUACUUUUUUUUAAAAACUCAGUUGGUGAUAUAAAUACUUUCCAAAAGAAAUAACGAGAUUGAUCAUUAUAGACACUUACCGAAAUGUUAAAUGCAUUGUAUUAUAUUUUUUUAUCACCGGGAAAGCCCCUUUAACCUGUCAUUUAAGAGGGGUGACGGCUCUAAAAGUACCCAAACAGGCCGACAUAUAAACUCAAAAAAGCAUGAAAAGUAACGUGUUCCUGUAACGAAAUCUCGCCGAAUCGACACCAUGUAGCGCCAUGUUUAUUCUAUAAUACAAGAUGUAUACUUUGCGUAUCAUGUAUAUUUAACAUGUGGAACGAAAGUUUCUGAUAUGGUUAUCAGCGUCAAAUCCACCAUUAUAUUUAAUUUCAGUAACAUUAGUCAAUUGUAACUAGGGAAAAAAAUAGAAACAUAUUUUUGUAUUUAAUAUUUUGCCUUAUUUUAAUAACGAAGAUCUUUUCGAUAUAUGUUUUUUAUUUAAUGUAUUCUGUUACUUCAUUUGAAAGCAAACAAGGUUAUUCUUAAUUAAUCUUAUAUUUUAGGUACAUAAAAAAGUUAGCAAUAAUGCUUUACUAUUGUUAGGAAAGACAACUCUUGUAACCUUCGAUUUGUGCCAUUCAUAACAAUAUAAAGUUCUUCAAUUAUGUGUCGUUAGCCAUAAAUACAAUUAAUUUGAAGUAAUGAUUUUACACAUUCUUUUCGUUUUUGAAGUAAAAACUGUUUUUGUCUGUUCUAGUAUUUCUGAGAAUAAUUUAUGAAGUUUGAUCGAUUGGUGAUUGUGGUGAAUGUAUGUUGAUGAUAGGGCGACAGUUAACGUUGUUAAAAAUAAAUUAAAAAAAUGUCAUUGCAUAGAA